Molecule: messenger RNA, 4685 nt
Organism: Stylophora pistillata
Lineage: Eukaryota; Metazoa; Cnidaria; Anthozoa; Scleractinia; Pocilloporidae
Product: putative ATP-dependent RNA helicase DDX5
Molecular function (GO): nucleic acid binding; ATP binding; RNA helicase activity
Source: RefSeq, a predicted model, not a curated record
UGCAGCUUCCUCCUCCGACAUCUUUUCUGCCGGCGACCUUCUUGAAGCUUACUGUUUUUCUUUCGAUCGCCUAUUCGACUUUGAAAGCCUCAACAACCCGUAAGCAGCAAAAAAUCAUGUCUCGCUUUGACAGAGGUCGCUGCUUUGAUCCAGGGAGCCGUUCAGAGCGAAAAAGCUUUGGAGGUGGUGGGGCUGGUGGUAGAGGAGGAGGCCGAGGUGGUUUUGGUGGAGGAUCAUUCAGAGGGGGUGGAGGCGGAGUAUUUGGUGGCAAAAAAGAUAAGUUAAAUAACAGUCCAGGACAGCAUCUUAGGAAACCAAAGUGGGACCUUGAUGCACUGCCUAAAUUUAAGAAAGAUUUCUACCGAGAACAUCCAAAUGUGCAAAACAGAUCCAUGCAUGAAGUUGAAGAAUACAGGAGACGUUCUCAACUUACUGUUCAGGGAAGGAAUGUCCCCAAGCCAGUGGUAACAUUUGAAGAAGCUAGUUAUCCAAAUAAUAUCAUGGAUACAAUUAGAAGUGAAGGAUUUCAAGAACCAACAGUAAUUCAAGCCCAGGGCUGGCCAGUUGCACUUAGUGGAAGGGACCUUGUUGGAAUUGCACAAACUGGAUCAGGGAAAACUAUUUCUUUCAUUUUACCAGCAAUAGUUCAUAUCAAGCACCAACCUCUUGUCCAGCGUGGAGAAGGUCCAGUGGCUCUUGUACUUUGUCCCACAAGAGAAUUGGCACAGCAAGUGCAAACUGUGGCUUUCCAAUAUGGUCGGAAUACUAAUGUCAAAAGUGUGUGCAUCUAUGGUGGGGCACCUAGGGGACCCCAAAUUCGUGAGCUUGAAAAAGGGGUGGAGAUAUGUAUUGCCACGCCAGGAAGACUGAUUGACAUGUUGGAAGCUGGCAAAACAAACCUGCGACGCUGCACAUUUUUGGUGCUUGAUGAAGCAGACAGGAUGCUUGAUAUGGGCUUUGAACCACAGAUUAGAACAAUUGUUGAACAAACAAGACCAGACAGACAGACACUCAUGUGGAGUGCUACAUGGCCCAAGGAAGUGCAAGGGCUGGCAGCUGAUUUCUUGCGUGACUGUGUGAAAAUCACAGUUGGCUCAGUGGGGCUCACUGCUAACCACAAAAUCUUACAGAUUGUGGAUGUGUGUGAUGAAACUGAAAAAGACUACAAGUUGAUCAAGCUUUUGGAAGAAAUAAUGGGAGAGUCUGAAAACAAGUCCCUCAUUUUUACUGAGACAAAAAGAAGAGCAGAUGAACUAACAAGAAGGAUGCGCAGAGAUGGAUGGCCAGCAAUGUCCAUUCAUGGAGACAAAUCACAGCCUGAAAGAGAUUGGGUAUUAAAUGAGUUCAGGAAAGGAAAUGCCCCAAUCCUGGUUGCUACUGAUGUUGCCUCCAGAGGACUAGGUUUGUACAUGUUUUUCUUACUGGUUAACAAGUACAGCAAACAUUUUGGGUUUCUUUUUUUUUCUUAUAUACUAGUAGCUCUCUAGUUCUAUUACAGUGAAAAGACAAAAAUGAAUCUUCUGGAGUGUAGUGGUUUGUGCCAGUUGUUUUGAACUGUCUCAUUUACUAACUCUACAUUCUAUUUUUUAAUCCCAGAGUAGGAUUAUUCUUUUUAAUCUGAGGGUUCAUCAUCCUUGCUGUGGUUACUGUUUUCCUUGAUUGGAGGGAACUGUGCAUGACCUUGGUUUGUCAGCUGAGCUGGAGGGAAAGGAGCAGUUUGAAUAGUUCCUUCUUUUUUUUAGGAUGUUUAGUUAACCUACAUAGCUACCAGAUUUUUUCCCAUAAAAAAGUGUAAAAAUACAUUUUACAUUGCAAUCUUGUGGGCCUCUGUCAGAAGCACUACAGCUAGAAAAUAUCCUCCAUUUCAGGAAAUUGCCCAAGUUACAGAAACAACUGACAAGAGAGAAUUUUUAUAAUAUGGAGAACAUUUAUUACUCCAGAUACUUUUUAGUUUGCAGUGAAAGUUAGUCUUCCUCCAGGAAAAUACAGUGCCUCUUUUGAGUAACUCGUGGUGGCAAAUGCAUUUAUUGAUAACUAUUGCCAUCUAGAUUGAAGGGUGCUGGUCUCAUUUAUCUGUGGUUCCCAUGAACCUGAGAGUAGGAUGAAAGGUUGAAUUUCAAUAAAAUUUUGUGAAAGAAAAAUGAAAGAGUGGAGUUGUGUUUGAUGGUUGUACAGAUGGAGUUAGGUUCCACAGUAGUGUAAACAUGUGUGGGUCCUGGCAGAUUCAGCUUUUGCUGCAUAACAGUACUAUCUGUACAACCUCAAGCUCUCAAGUCAAAGUCCAGUGCUCUGACUUACUAUUUCCUUGAAAACAACUCCAGUGCUAAAAUAUUAAAGGCAAAUUACUUUCAGCUUCAUAUUUAUUUUCCAUCCAAACCAUUAGUGAAGAUGUCAAUUUUAACAAAGCACUGGGCUUUGACUUAAAAGUUCAGUGCAGCAGAUCAAAAUUUCUGUCUUGUUAUACAGAAAGUCUCCUAUGUACAAGUUAACAUGACUAAAAAGAAGUUUAUAAAAACUUGCAGGCACAUUGUAAAUUGACGAAUUCUGUUGCAACUUAUCCUAUAUCUUCCCUGUUGUGUUGCAAUGUAGUGCUGAAUCUUAAGGGCCCACAAAGUUUGCAUUUUGUUACCUUAAGUAGCAGGCAGAUAUGCCUGGUUUGCUUUCAUUGAGUCAAAGAGAAACCACAUUUCUGUUCCUUCCCUCCCAAUCAUCUGGACGCGCUGAGUCAUGGUUUUGUUCCUGCUUCAAGUGUAACCUGGUGAAUAUUUUUUUUUUAUGCCGGCUCCCAGAGCAGACACACAGUACCUCUAGUGUUCAGGCAAGUUUGUUUGGAGAAGUACCAAAUUAGUAGUCAAAUUGUAUGUUUUUUUGUUUUUUUUUCUACACUGCAUUCUAAAUUGGUGGAAACUGUGUUAGCAUUGGAAUGGGAAUGGUGAACCAUGUGAGUCUAGUUUGAUCUUUUGGGUGAGAGUAGUCGAUGAAAUUGCUGAUGUUUAUGGAAGUGACUGGUAUAAGCAAUUAAGUCAUCUGUUUGGUGCCAGAUGUUGUUGACAAGUGAUUAUAGUUGACAUCUGUUAUUAUCAACUAAUGACACCAUGCAAAUGCCUCCUCGUGACAUUCACACACAAACUUAUCGGGCAACCUAACUUUUUAUAGAUCAAAACUGAUCAAUUAAAACAGGCACAAGUUUCUGGAGUCUUAGAGCCAACCACAUCACGGGAGAACUGCUCAAGUGAUUGUCUUAAACAAUGUAUGAUUCUCACUUGACAAACAAAACUCAACUUGACUCUGGCGAUGACUUAAGUUCAGGUUAAAAUGCUGGUCACCACUAGUAACAACAGUUCUUUUCAGGACUACUCUUACUUGGACAAUCAGACUACACAAUUGUCUCCCUUGGUUUCAAACCAUCUACUGCAUGUGAGUAUGAAGAACUGUCUCCAAUAUCCUUUGAGAAUUAGGAUUAGGGAGCUGGCAUUUGGUUUUGAUGCCCUCUUUUAACUUGCUCAUCUGAGUGUUCAUUUUAUGACAAGAUGUCAAUUCAUUGCAUCACUUAGAUAUAUCCGACAUCAAAUUUGUCAUCAAUUUUGACUUCCCAAGUUGCUCAGAAGAUUAUGUGCAUCGCAUUGGAAGGACAGCAAGGUCUGAUCGCACUGGGACUUCAUACACUUUCUUCACUGUUGGAAAUGCUAAGCAGGCCAAGGAUUUAAUUUCUAUUUUAAAGGAAGCAAACCAACAUGUUAACCCAAAGCUAAUGGCACUUGCAGAACAAGCAAAGGGAAUGUUUGGCAAAGGACGAAGCCGUUUUCGUGAUAAAUCUGGGCUGGGGAAUAGUGGUCACUUUAACAGGAACAACUAUGGGGAUUCCCGCAGUGAUUCAAGAAGUGGUGGUGGAGGCAGAUCAGGUGGACAUUCAAGCUUUUCAGGUGGAGGCCGGGGAUCCUCUGGCCGAGGUGGCAGUCACAUGUCCAGUGCUAACAAAUCAUUCAACUCCAACAGAAGUCAAGACUCUCGUGGAGGAAGGAGUCACUCACAGCAGAAUGGCUCCUGGAACCAUAUGGGAUCACAGCAGCACAAUAUGAUGGGAGGAGGAGGAUACAACAAUUACAGCAAUUCUUAUGCACACCAGGCACCUCCUCCACCACCACCAGGUCCUCCUCCUUCCCACUCAAACCCUCCCCAGCCUCUCAUGCAACAGCAGCAGUACAACCAAGCUACUACAUACUCUCAGCCAUCCUACCAAGCUUACCAGCAACAAGCCACAAAUUCUGGGCAGGGCCAAGGGCAGCAGACUGCAGGGUGGUCUUGAAAUCAGCAGCAAAGUAACAUUCUGCUGAACCUAUUCAAAAUUCUAUUGAAUGAUGGUUUUGUUUACUUUCCAAUUUGUUUCCUUUUGAGAUCCACAAAUUCAGGCUGAUGAGCCUUUAGAAGGAACUUGUUUCCUCAAUUUGCAAGAUAGCUAGCUGAGCAGUGAAUGUUUACACGUUCAAUUCUGAUUUAAGAUUAUUUUCCAAAUCAGUUGCUUUGUAGAUGGCUUUUUUUUUUUUAGAGGAUAGCUCUAUGCAUUAGAUAAAAUUACUCCCUAAGUAUUUUAAAGUUAAGGAUCUAUCUGUAGAUUUUAACAUAGUCAAGGAUCAGACUACACCUUCACAUAGUCAAGGACCCAAAUAAAUUUCAGUCAACUGUGA